AUGAUCUAAAAAAAGUAAAUUAAAAAACUUAAACACAAAUUCAACAAUCGUACUCUAGCUUAACAUUACCCUCAAUUUAGAAAAUACAUUCAAAUAAGUAAUAAAGGUGAGACCAUUAUUGAUUAUAAAAAUCAAAAUGCACUUAAUGAAUUGAAUAAAUCUAUUAUGGAUUAUUAUUUUGGAAUCCGUGAAUUUACUGUUCCAUUAACUUAAAUGAUACCUGCAUUAGGAUGUCGCUUAAAUUAUAUUGAAUGGGUUAAAGAAUAAGUUGAUAAAUCUAAAUUUCCCAUCAUUAAAAUCUAUGAUGUUGGAACAGGUUUCUCAGGAGUGUUGAUUUUCUUAGCAUAUCGAUUAUAUGGUUGGAAAGGUAUUGGAGUAGAUACAUCAGAAUAAGCAAUUAAUCAUGCUUAAUCUAUUGCCUAAUUAAAUCAUAUUGAAUGUGAAUUUAAAGUAGGAGAUCUAUUUUAAUUCUUAUAAGAUGGUAUGGUAACAGUAUGCAAUCCUCCUUUUUAUGAUGACCAAGAGGAAAGAGAAUAUAAUAGAGUUAUUUAAAAUUAGGAAACAUUUGUAGAAGGAGGAGAAGUCUCAUUUGUAAAAAAAAUGAUUCAAAAUUCAAACAAAAAUUGCAUAUAUACAACUAUGCUUGGUAGAAAAUCUAGUCUAAAUUCAUUUCAAGAUAUUAAUGAAAAAACUGAAUUACAUUAAGGAAAUAAUAUAAGAUUUGCAUUAAGCUGGAAUUAACAAUAAGAAUAAUAAUAAUAAUUAAAUAAAUGA
Paramecium pentaurelia is the source of this 774-nucleotide messenger RNA. NCBI's taxonomy places the organism in Eukaryota, Ciliophora, Oligohymenophorea, Peniculida, Parameciidae. The record is from the annotation of a GenBank genome assembly.